AUGCAUGAGCGUGUGUGUCGGAACGCUUCAAUCGCACGCGCGCCAGUGCUUCUGUGGUCGAUUUGUGUGUUUAUUUUAAAAUUAGAAGAGUUUAUAGAUUUAUACAGGAAGUUACCAUGUCUAUGGCAAAUAAAAAGUAAAGAAUACCAUAUUCGCGACAAAAAGAUCGCUGCAUACCAACAAUUGGUAGAUGUUUUGAAAGAAAUAGAGCCGGACGCGAAUCGGGAAUCAGUGAUUAGAAAAAUUAAUACCUACAGGACAAAUUACCGUAAAGAACAGAAAAAAGUCGAAAAUUCGAAGAAAUCAGGGGCAGGCAUCAACUAUGUAUACGUGCCGAGUCUAUGGUACUACGAUAAAUUGCAUUUUAUCCGCGACCAAGAGACAACAAGAACAUCGCAAUCGAACCUGACUAAGGAAUCUACGGAGGAAUCUACGAUAGAAGAAACAGAGAAAGUUGAAACUGAUGGAGUUCAAAUCUACACUGAGUCUUCUUCUGACGCCGUUCAAAGUCCACAAGCAUCGACGUCUUCUACAGUAGUCGAAAGUCUACACCCACCGACACCUUCAAGAAACCGGUCAAGGCCGACAAAACGGAUUUCAAAUUCUGAUUCCGUAACUGAAGAUGUUCUUCUGUCGGUGCGUGAUCAUUUCAAACGUCCGGCUGUACCCGAAGAUGGUUGCGACGUUUUUAGCAAAAUGGUGGCAAUAAAAUAG
Parnassius apollo (apollo) is the source of this 714-nucleotide messenger RNA. The record is from the annotation of a GenBank genome assembly. Lineage: Eukaryota; Metazoa; Arthropoda; Insecta; Lepidoptera; Papilionidae.